AUGAAGGCCCUCGUGUACGACGGCGAAGGGAAACGCAUCGUCCUGCAGGACCGGCCGGAGCCGAAGCUGUCGUCGCCCACGGACGCCAUCGUCAGGAUCACCAGGACCACGAUAUGCGGCACCGACCUGCACAUCCUCAGGGGGCACGUGGCGACGUGCCGGCCGGGAACGAUCCUCGGGCACGAGGGCGAGGGCGUGGUCCGCGAGGUCGGGUCCGCCGUGACGCGCUUCCGGCCGGGAGACGUGGUGCUCGUCUCGUGCAUCUCGAGCUGCGCCCGGUGCGAGUACUGCCGCCGCGGCAUGUACAGCCACUGCGCGUCGGGCGGCGGCUGGAUCCUCGGCAACACCAUCGACGGCACGCAGGCCGAGUACGUGCGCGUCCCGCACGCCGACUCGAGCCUGCACGCCAUCCCCGACAACAUGGUAAACGCCGUACCCGGUGGUGCCAUGACGAUGCUGAGCGACAUCUUCCCGACGGCGCUCGAGUGCGGCGUGCAGAACGGCAAGGUCAGCCCCGGCUCGACGGUGGCCAUUGUGGGUGCCGGGCCGGUUGGCCUGGCGGCGUUGAUGACGGCGCAGAUGUAUUCCCCCUCGACGAUUGUGGUCCUCGGCAGGGACCCGAAGCGACUAGACGUGGCCAAGAAGCUCGGUGCGACCGAAGUCAUCAACAACGGCGGCGGUACCGGCGGCGAGGAGGAGCAGGACGACGACGCCUUGGCCAGAAUACGGGACAUGACCGACGGCAAGGGCUUCGACACCGUCAUCGAGGCGGUGGGCGUGCCUGCGACGUUUGAGCUGUGUCAGAAGCUGCUGGCCCCUGGCGGCGUGCUGGCCAACGUGGGCGUCCACGGCGUCCCCGCGAAGCUCCAUCUCGAUCAACUAUGGGCGAAGAAUAUCGCAAUCACCACGAGACUGGUUGACGGGGGGGUGACGCCCAUGCUGAUCGAGCAAGUCGCGGCCGGGAAGCUGCGGCCAGUCGACCUCAUCACUCAUCGGUUCAAGUUGGACGAAGGAGAGGAGGCCUAUAGAACGUUCUCCCAGGCCCGCGAGACGGGAGCGCUCAAGGUCUUGCUCGAGACUGACUAG
Purpureocillium takamizusanense is the source of this 1086-nucleotide messenger RNA. RefSeq lists its product as uncharacterized. Gene Ontology annotation, molecular function: oxidoreductase activity. The record is from RefSeq and is a predicted model, not a curated record. The transcript is spliced from 3 exons. NCBI's taxonomy places the organism in Eukaryota, Fungi, Ascomycota, Sordariomycetes, Hypocreales, Ophiocordycipitaceae. The coding region runs from base 1 to 1086 and encodes 361 amino acids.